AUGGCGAAUCUGAUGAACCUAAAUGAUGAUUCUAUGCGCCUUAUCUUUGAUCAGCUCGAUGUCGACUGUCCACAAUCCUUCAAGCAAUUAGCAUUGGUAUCAAAAGGAGCCAAACGCCUCGCAGAUUCCUUCAGAUGGCGCUCCAUCACACUGAGUGACGACGGACCUCUUUCAGCCACUUCAGAGCAGCUGAUAAUGCUCUUGCUCGAUACCAACCACGACCUGUCGAAGCAUGUUAGGCAGAUCACAGUAUCUGAUUUCAAAGGGGACAAAGACUGGUUCAAGCUAGAGCAGGUGCUUUGCAAUCUCAAAUACCUCCAAUCUUUUGCCUGGAACGCGAACCGACACAUCCCUGAAGAUUUUAUAUCAACUCUUGAAAACUGGUGGCCAGAUGCAAACCUUUUCGUUAACAAUCUUCGCAGACCGGAGGCAGAAAGAGAGUCAAUACCACUAGACUGGCGCCUUCUCGGUUCUCCGUCACUCUAUUCGUUGACAUGCUUAGUUUUCCUCUACGAUACUGUAGGGGACCUAGUGGUCGAUAGCGGAGCUACAAAUUACAUUCUUCGACCACGGUCCGAACUUGAGGCAGUGAGACGAGUACUUGUAGGAAAAAGCCGACUCAGGAUACUGAAGCUGGAAAUUGCCUCAACCGAAUCAUGGAACCACCUUCCUGAUCAGGUGUUUGCUAUUCGUAGCGUUCAGUACUGGCAACAAGACAACCUUAAUCUGCCUCUUCAGGCGGAGGACCGGCUGCCGCCGCUUCGGGAGUUCAAUCUGCCAGGGAAAGCCCAGACCAAGCUUGGCUUCUACGAUUUCACUCCAGAACACUGUAAGGCUUUGGAAUAUUCCAUGGACUGGAGCCGCCUUAGAUGCCUUGAUCUAGGCAACCGUUGCCCUCCGCAUUUCUUCAAGCGGUUUUGCGGGCGACUGCCAAAUCUCCGAUCACUGUAUAUCGGUCUCCGAAAAGCGCCGUACAAUGGAUGCAUUGAUGGAUAUGAUGAUCCGGCUAUAGUCAUCGAUUUCAUAAACUCUAUAGAUCGCUUAGAGUCACUCUCGAUUAUCAAUGAGAGCAUGGACUGGAAUGUCUUGUUGCCGGCUAUAUCUAAGCAGGCGAAAUCAUUGCAAAGUCUCACAGCCCGCGCGCCAGUGGACCUGUCUAGAUAUCACAGUCCGGAAUGGAGGAAUUCGGAUCUCGAAAAAUUGGCGGGAGUCUGGAAGGGCCUGGAGCAGCUUGAGAUCGAUAUGAACGACGAAGUAUUUGAGCAGGUCAGUGCACAUUCCAGAAUAGAAGCCGCUGUAUACCCCAAUUAG
Molecule: messenger RNA, 1311 nt
Organism: Mytilinidion resinicola
Lineage: Eukaryota; Fungi; Ascomycota; Dothideomycetes; Mytilinidiales; Mytilinidiaceae
Exons: 2
Coding region: 1-1311 (436 amino acids)
Source: RefSeq, a predicted model, not a curated record